Molecule: messenger RNA, 2146 nt
Organism: Loxodonta africana (African savanna elephant)
Lineage: Eukaryota; Metazoa; Chordata; Mammalia; Proboscidea; Elephantidae
Gene: HOXA10
Product: homeobox A10
Exons: 2
Coding region: 1-1248 (415 amino acids)
Biological process (GO): regulation of transcription by RNA polymerase II
Cellular component (GO): nucleus
Molecular function (GO): RNA polymerase II cis-regulatory region sequence-specific DNA binding; DNA-binding transcription factor activity, RNA polymerase II-specific
Source: RefSeq, a predicted model, not a curated record
AUGUCAGCCAGAAAGGGCUAUCUGCUCCCUUCGCCAAAUUAUCCCACAACAAUGUCAUGCUCGGAGAGCCCUGCCGCGAACUCUUUUUUGGUCGACUCGCUCAUCAGCUCCGGCAGAGGCGAAGCGGGAGGCGGUGGCGGCGGCGCGGGGGGCGGCGGCGGCGGCGGCGGCUACUACGCCCACGGCGGGGUCUACCUGCAGCCUGCCGCCGACCUGCCCUACGGGCUGCAGAGCUGCGGACUCUUCCCGGCGCUGGGCGGCAAGCGCAAUGAGGCGGCGUCUCCGGGUAACAGUGGCGGUGGCGGCAGCGGGGGCCUGGGUCCCGGGGCGCACGGCUACGCACCCGCGCCCAUAGACCUGUGGCUGGACGGGCCGCGGUCGUGCCGGAUGGAGCUGCCCGAGGGCCCACCGCCCCCGCAGCCCCAGCAGCAGCCGCCGCCCCCGCCGCAGCCACCCCAACCCCCGCCGCAGGCCACCUCCUGCUCUUUCGCACAGAACAUCAAAGAGGAGAGCUCCUACUGCCUCUACGACUCCGCGGACAAAUGCCCCAAAGGCUCGGCCGCCGCUGCCGAUCUGGCCCCCUUCCCGCGGGGCCCGCCGCCCGACGGCUGCUCUCUGAGCGCCUCUAGCGGGGUGCCAGUGCCGGGCUACUUCCGUCUCUCGCAGGCCUAUGGCACCGCCAAGGGUUACGGCAGCGGCGGCGGAGCGCAGCAGCUCGGCGCCGGCCCGUUCCCCGCGCAGCCCCCGGGACGUGGCUUCGACCCGCCGCCCGCUCUAGCCUCGGGCUCUGCGGACGCGGCCGGGAAGGAGCGAGCCCUCGAGUCGCCACCUCCCCCUACGCUGGCUUGUGGCGGCAGUAGCGGCGGGGGCUCCCAGGGCGAUGACGAGGCUCAUGCGUCGUCCUCAGCCGCGGAGGAGCUCUCCCCUGCCCCUUCCGAGAGCAGCAAAGCCUCGCCCGAGAAGGACUCCCUGGGUAAUUCCAAAGGCGAAAAUGCAGCCAACUGGCUGACGGCAAAGAGCGGCCGGAAGAAGCGCUGCCCCUACACCAAGCACCAGACGCUGGAGCUGGAGAAGGAGUUUCUGUUCAACAUGUACCUUACUCGAGAGCGGCGCCUAGAGAUCAGCCGCAGCGUCCACCUCACGGACAGACAAGUGAAAAUCUGGUUUCAGAACCGCAGGAUGAAACUGAAGAAAAUGAACCGAGAAAACCGGAUCCGGGAGCUCACAGCCAACUUUAAUUUUUCCUGAUGAAGCUCCAGGCAUCGCCGUUUUUUUGUUUUGUUUUGUUUUGUUUUUUCGCUUCCAGAAAGCCGGUCCCCUCCCUCUGUCUUCGGCCUCUGUGCUUGGAACUCGCACCUGUGCCGGAGCCCAUGUCCUCCCUCCCAGACUCGCCAUCUCGCCUGCCGUUACAGCUGUGCAGGGCUGGUUUGUUCUGAGUUUUUGUUUCUUUGUCUGAUCGCUUGGUGCUGUUUUACUUGUUUUCUGGGGGAAAAAGCCAUAUCGUGCUCAAAUUCUAUAGAGAUAGGUAUUGUCCUAAUUGUCAAGUGCUGACUGCGCUGGGUUGGCUGCCUUGGAGGCCCACUACUCAGAAGUGGUCCCUGUCCUCCUGGCCAAGCUGGUUUUCUGGCCAGCCACUAGGCAAACCUAGUAGGAAGGCCGAGGUCCCAUUCUCGGAGGUGAGGUGUCUGGCCUGAGGUCAAUGGUGAGAGAAGUCACCAGGCUGGUCUGCCGGGAGUGCUGGGUUGUGUUUAAUCAGGGGAUACAGGCCCCUGGGUUUCUUUUUUCUUUCUUCUUUUCUUCCUUGGCAAAGACAAGGGUUUACAGGCAUGGACAUGCAGGUUGGCAAAAGGGUUUGACUUUGGCUGAUUGGGAAAUCGAGAAAGAAAGAUUCAGAAAGAUUAAAUUUUCCUUCCUCUGUAAGAUAUCGUAGCUUUAAAAGAAAGAAACAAACAAGACCAGGAGAAGAAAACUUCUCUUCCAGUUUCUUCAAGGUCCUGCAUUACUUAACUAAAUUAUUUCACUUACCUCUGAAUUUCCGUAUCUUUCUAGCUGUAGAUUAAUAAUCUAAUGUAGUUUUCUUUAUACAUGUGGAAUUCGUGGGGGGUUUUGUCCUGAAAUAAUCGUUACCACUGGUAACACAAGACAA